ACUCUGUCCUGAUGCGACGCUGCGGUCUUCUCUGCGCAGAGAGAGCAGAGGGUGAGAGUGAGCGAAUAAUUGAGCUGACAAGAUCGUUGGUACCAUAAGAAGCUGAAAGCUGGGGCGUCUAGAGAGAUCUUCGAGCAAAAUUUUCAGCUUUUGAUGGAUCCGGAGAAGGGCUCUUCAGAGGAUACGCAAAUGGCAUUUGUCUUGUUGAUACCUGGGGAAGGAGCAGCUGCAGCUGCUGCUGUAGCUUUAGCUUCUUCUGGAGAAGCUGUUAGAGACCCAAAGGUGGAACCUUCGGAAGAAUUCUCCAGUGACGCAAACGCUGGUGAGCGCAAAUCCCCCUCUCGAACUGGAAUCGUUUCCCCUGAGAUCGCCGAGUCUUCUUCCCUCCCCAAGAAGCCCCGCCGAGCUCCCCAAACCCAGUCCCUCGUUCGCCGGUCUUCCAUCUCCAAGCCCAAGUCCAGAUUUGUCGACCAAUGCCUUCCUCCAGCUGCCAUAUCGGUCGGUGACGGUUGCUCGUCGGCCUAUGAUCGGGUGCUGGGCUCGCCGCACCAUGGCUCCCCGAAUUCCAAGGCAUUUGGCCUGCUUACGACUCCUUCACAUGCCGAGGACGAAGAGGAGGAGGAGGAUGACUUUAAGAAACAACAGUUCUCAGAUGGUGGGGCGGCGCGGAGGAAGUGGAAAAUUAGGGUCUUGAUUGAGUGGGCGAUACUCAUCCUCGCAAUGGCCUGCCUGGCUACGAGCUUGACAAUUAGCCGGUUGCAGGAAUUCGUAAUUUGGGGAUUGGAGAUCUGGAAAUGGUGCUUGAUGGUCAUAGUAAUCUGUUGCGGCCGAUUGGUGACAUAUUGGCUCGUCACCAUCGUCGUGUUCUUGAUAGAAAGAAACUUCCUUUUGAGAAAGAAAGUAUUGUACUUUGUCUAUGGAUUGAAGGACUGCGUUCGGAUCUGCAUUUGGUUUGGUCUAAUUUUAGUUGCUUGGAGCGUGAUAUUCUGUCAAGGAAUUCCAGGAUCACCCAAGACCAUGAAAGCUCUUAAUUAUGUGUCUCGUGCACUCUCUUCACUACUUAUUGGGUCGGUGUUGUGGUUGGUGAAGAUCCUUUUGGUGAAGACACUAGCUUCCAGCUUUCAUAUGAAUACAUUUUUUGAUCGAAUCCAAGAGUCCAUCUUUCAUCAAUAUGUGCUACAAAUGCUUUCCGGUCCACCACUAAUGGAGUUGGCUGAGAAGGUAGGGGAUGCAAGAGUUACAUCACACUUGAGUUUUAGGAGCACCAGAAAGGUGAAAGGCAAAGGCAAAGAAGGAGAGGGGAUAGGGGUGAUUGAUGUGAGAAAGCUUCAAACGAUGGGACACAAAAAAGUGUCAGCUUGGACUAUGAAGGGAUUAAUCAAUGUGAUCAGGGGUACAGGUCUUUCGACAAUUUCCAAUGGUAUAGAGAGUUUUGGUGAAGAGGAAAGUAAGCAGAAAGAUAAGGAGAUAACUAGUGAAUGGGAAGCAAAGGCUGCAGCUUUCCAAAUUUUUGAGAAUGUUGCAAGGCCUGGGUACAAGUAUAUUGAUGAGGAAGAUCUUCUAAGGUUUUUGAGUAAGGAGGAACUGACUUAUGUGCUUCCAUUGUUUGAGGGAGCUGUGGAGACUAGAAAGAUAAAAAAAUCAGCCUUAAGGAACUGGGUGGUGAAGGCAUAUCUUGAAAGGAAAUCACUUGCCUAUUCCUUAAAUGACACCAGAACUGCAGUAAAGCAAUUGCAUAAAAUUGCAAAUGUUAUCGUCACCAUUCUUAUCAUCAUUGUUAUACUUAUUUUGAUGGGAUUUGCAACAAUGCAAGUUCUCGUAUUCAUAUCAUCUCAGUUGCUAUUGGUGGCUUUUGUAUUUGGAAAUACCUGCAAGACAAUCUUUGAGGCAAUCAUAUUUGUGUUUAUUAUGCACCCUUUUGACGUAGGUGAUCGCUGUGUUGUUGAUGGUGUUCAGAUGAUUGUGGAAGAAAUGAAUAUACUAACAACUGUAUUUUUGAGAUAUGACAAUGGGAAGACAUACUAUCCAAAUUAUGUGUUACUGAGGAAACCAAUUACAAACUUCUUCCGAAGCCCUGACAUGAAUGAUUCCAUUGAGUUCUCAAUUGAUGUGUCAACUUCAUUGGAAACACUUGAAGCUAUAAAAUCUAAAAUAAAAGUGUAUAUUGACAGCAGACCUAAUCAUUGGCAUCCUAAUCACAGCAUUGUGGUAAAGGACAUAGUGAAUAUUAAUAAGAUGGACAUGACUCUGAAUGUUUGCCAUACUAUGAACUAUCAGAACAUCGUGGAGAAGAACAACCGAAGGUCUGAUCUUGUUCUUGAGCUAAAGAGAAUUUUUGAAGAACUAUCAGUUCAGUAUCACCUGCUGCCUCAGGAAGUCCAGCUUAGCUAUACUGGCUCAACUCCUUUAUCUUUAGCUAAUGGAAGCAUUUAGUGUUAUCUCUCUGAUGUUAUCAGAAUUAACAAGCUACCUGAGCCUCCUGAUAUCGCUACGAUGUUCCUGAGAUGACACAUACUCCGCUGGGAUGUUGUUUAGGUGCCUUGCAUCAGAUUUAUUAUCGUGGAUUUUACUAUGUAGAGUAUAGAGCUCUAUGUAAUUCCAUUAGUUGUUGCUCUGGUUUGUUCUUGUACAAUGUGCAACAAGAAUUAUACAAGUUAUGGAAUUCCAUUGUGUUAAUUGGUUUCAGAAAUGAUCAA
Molecule: messenger RNA, 2696 nt
Organism: Musa acuminata AAA Group (dessert banana)
Lineage: Eukaryota; Viridiplantae; Streptophyta; Magnoliopsida; Zingiberales; Musaceae
Product: mechanosensitive ion channel protein 10-like
Exons: 5
Coding region: 154-2433 (759 amino acids)
Biological process (GO): monoatomic anion transport; transmembrane transport; detection of mechanical stimulus
Cellular component (GO): plasma membrane
Molecular function (GO): mechanosensitive monoatomic ion channel activity
Source: RefSeq, a predicted model, not a curated record